GCUACAUUAAUAAUAACAAGUCCGUUUCGAGGAGCCCUAGACCGCAGUGGGCCCUCGGUGAUCGGAACCAUAAUCGAGUCCAGUUUUUCUCCUUUCUGCAAUCGAAGUUGCUUUGAACCCUCUCAAACCGAUCUCCGCCAACAUGAGAAUUGCAGUGGAAGGGUGCAUGCACGGUGACCUAGAUAAUGUGUACUCAACUCUCCGGUAUCUGGAGGAGGUUGAGAACACCAAAAUCGAUCUUCUCAUUUGCUGCGGUGACUUUCAGGCUGUUAGGAACAAAAAGGAUUUGGAGAGUCUAAAUGUGCCACCAAAAUACAAGAGCAUGAACUCUUUCUGGAAGUAUUACUCAGGACAAGAAGUUGCCCCAUUUCCAACUAUAUUCAUUGGUGGGAAUCAUGAAGCAUCCAAUUACCUGUGGGAAUUGUACUAUGGAGGAUGGGCAGCGCCUAACAUAUACUUCUUGGGGUUUGCUGGAGUAGUCAAGUUUGGAAAUAUUCGUAUUGGAGGGCUCUCUGGAAUUUAUAAUGAACGUCAUUAUCAUUUAGGACACUAUGAGCGACCACCUUAUAAUGAAAGGGAUAUCCGGUCUGUAUAUCAUGUUCGUGAAUAUGAUGUCCAUAAACUUAUGCAAGUUGAAGAACCGAUUGAUAUCUUUCUUUCACAUGAUUGGCCUUGUGGCAUCACUGACCAUGGGAACUGGAAGGAACUUGUUCGAUACAAACCUUUUUUUGAGAAAGAGAUCCAGGAAAGAACUUUGGGAAGCAAGGCUGCUGCAGAACUGCUGGAAAAACUGAAACCUUCCUACUGGUUUUCAGCUCACCUACACUGCAAAUUUGCUGCUCUUGUUCAACAUGGGGAGGUUGGUCAAGUGACUAAAUUUCUUGCACUUGAUAAGUGCCUUCCAGGUCGCAAAUUUUUGCAGAUUGUUGAAAUAGAAACAGUGCCAGGACCUUAUGAGAUUCAGUAUGAUGAAGAAUGGUUGGCAAUAACACGGAAGUUCAACUCUAUCUUUCCUUUAACCAUCCAUCGUGCAAAUUUGGGGGGUGCACAGGUUGACAUGCAAGAUUGUCGUGAUUGGGUAAGGAGUAGGCUACUAACAAGGGGGGCCAAACCUUUUGAAUUUGUUCAAACGGUUCCAUGCUAUGAUCCCUCUCAAUCUGCCUCCAAUAGUUGCUUUUCUGGUUAUCAUCGGAACCCUCAAACGGAGCUUUUGUUGCAAUUUUUAGAACUUCCCUAUCUUCUGGAUAACACAUUAGAAUCAAGAGAUCCAACCCACAGUCCAAUGUCAUUGAUUUCUAGAGAGGAUUACAACGAAGAUAUUCCCAUUGAUGACAUGGAUGAAAUGGAAGAGCUUGCAGAAAUUAAUGAUGGAGAAACCAAGAAUGAGUAGUUGUGAAGUUGCAGCUGGUAGUAUGUUACAUCAUUAUCCAUCAACUUUGCUAAAGAUUUUAUUUUAUGUUACAUGGAUAAAAACCUGGAGAUCAUGACUGCAAACUUGGUAGGCAGAAAUUAUUGCUUUUAUUCAAUAUUUAGAGGAUUUACACUCUGGGUUAACUAGUUGAGUCACUGUAUGUAGAUUUGAACCAUUAGGCUGGGUCCUUUGGAGUUGUUAACAAUCUUAAUUUAAAACUAAUUUUGUAAGAAUGGGCAAAAUACACGGUACAUGCUCCAUGAGGAUGAGAAUUCUUGUUAGAUUUCUUGGGCAUAUAUAUUAAGCAACUCUAGUGUACAGUCUUCCUAUCA
Vitis riparia (riverbank grape) is the source of this 1743-nucleotide messenger RNA. RefSeq names its product lariat debranching enzyme. The transcript has 10 exons. Gene Ontology annotation, molecular function: RNA lariat debranching enzyme activity. The coding region runs from base 143 to 1390 and encodes 415 amino acids. NCBI's taxonomy places the organism in Eukaryota, Viridiplantae, Streptophyta, Magnoliopsida, Vitales, Vitaceae. The record is from RefSeq and is a predicted model, not a curated record. Gene Ontology annotation, biological process: mRNA splicing, via spliceosome. Gene Ontology annotation, cellular component: nucleus.